UCUUCAGCUUCUACAACUCCACACUCCACGACUUCUAUACCCGAGCCUUGAGGCGAGCCGGGGGGAAUGUUCCUCCUCAAGGGACCUAGCUUCAUCAGCGCUGAUUACAUGGCCACAUGCGAUCCGGCCAACAUCAACCACAUCUUCAACAAGAACGCCGCCAACUACGAAAAGGGCCAGGUUUUCAAGGCCAUAAUGGAGCCUUUGGGAGAUGGAAUCUUUAAUGUCGACGGGGACUCGUGGAAGUUCCAGAGGAGGCUCUUUCAUUCUUUGUUGAACGACCCCGAGUUCGAGGGUCAUGCCGUGCAGAGCCUGACAGAGAAGAUGAGGGACACCCUUAUGCCGAUCCUCGACAGAGCAGACAAGACCGAGUUGGUGGUGGACCUACAGGACGUGUUUAAGAGGUUCUUGUUUGACAACAUGUGCCUGUUGGUCUUCGGAUUCGACCCCCAAUACCUCUCUGUUAGCGGAUCACUCCUUGACAGUGCAUGUGUGGCAAGGCAUUCGACCAACUGGAGGAGGUGGUGAUCUACCGAUUCAUAGUUCCAAUGUGCGUGUGGAGGCUUCAACGCCGACUUAAGAUUGGAAUGGAGUGGAAGUUCAUUCGAGCUUGGAGCACCCUGGAUCAGUUGCUGUAUGGUAGCAUCAACAGGAAGAAGCAAGAAUUAGCGACCAAAAAUUUCGUCGACAAUGAUGUGCAUAAAAUAAACAAGAUGGAUUUGGUGACCCAAAUCUUGAUCAUGGAAGAUGAGGAUGACGGUGGUGACGAAAAAUUCAUUGAUAAAACAUCGAACAAGUUUUUGAGGGACACUGCAUUUACCUUAAUUGCAGCAGGGAGAGACACUGUCGCUGCCGCCCUUACUUGGCUGAUAUGGUGCGUGGCGAACCACCCCGUUGUUGAGAAAAGGAUUCUUGAAGAGCUGAAACAAGUGAUGGCAGUGCGACCAUCAAGUGCAAUUGAUGAUGGAGAAGAAAAAGGAGGAUUUUUUAGAAAUGACGAGUUGAACAAACUGGUGUAUCUCCAUGCAACCGUCUGUGAGACAUUGAGGUUGUAUCCACCGGUGCCAUUCGAGCACAAGUGCACCGUGGAGGCAGAUGUCCUUCCAAGCGGGCACACGGUACGUAAAGAAGAGAGGAUAAUAUUCUCCAUAUACGCUAUGGCCAGGAUGGAGGAGAUAUGGGGAGAAGACUGCUUGGAGUUCAAACCAGAGAGGUGGAUUUCUGAGAAAGGGACAAUACUACAUGUCCCGUCAUACAAGUUCAUGACCUUCUUGACUGGCACAAGGACCUGUUUAGGGAAGAAUAUGUCAUUCACGCAAGUCAAGUCCCUGGCUAGUGCUCUCCUUUGGAACUACAAGUUUGAACUCAUAAAUGAUGGUUGCUCUGUUAAGCCGGCGGUUGGCAUGGUGUUGUUCAUGAAAGAUGGGCUGAAGACGAGAGUCUCCAAGAGAGACCAUUGGUAAUAUGUUCAUGUUGCCUUCUUAAUGUAUGAUUGGUUGUUUUUGUGGUCUCGUGGAAGUGCUAAUCGUGUGAGCUCUUCUUAUUUUUAUUAUUUAUGUUGUCCAUGCGUUUUCCUAUCCAACUGGAAGGAACGAAAACCGCCAUUCUAUUCUUGUGUGUAG
Linum tenue is the source of this 1622-nucleotide messenger RNA. The record is from the annotation of a GenBank genome assembly. Lineage: Eukaryota; Viridiplantae; Streptophyta; Magnoliopsida; Malpighiales; Linaceae.